Molecule: messenger RNA, 2352 nt
Organism: Sordaria macrospora k-hell
Lineage: Eukaryota; Fungi; Ascomycota; Sordariomycetes; Sordariales; Sordariaceae
Source: RefSeq, a predicted model, not a curated record
AUGCCUUUCUCCUACUUCAAUGAUGCGUUCCAUGUCUUUGAAGAUCCGAAUGCGCUUCCUAGGCAAGUCUUAGCCCGCGACAACGGCUAUGACGAUGGCGCUGUCGAGGGCGGCUGGGACUUCGGCGGCGACAACCAGGCCCCGGUCGACGACGGCAUCGACUGGGACGAGGAGUUGGCUAUCAACAACAACUCGGCUCAGGACAACUCGGUUCAGGCCAGCCCAGUUCAGGACAACAACUCGGUUCGAAACCACUCGGUUCAACACCACUCGACUACCGUCCCCUGUACUUGCGGCAACCACCACCAUACCGGCGACCAUUCUGAUGUCGACACCGCGGUUAUUGUCAGCAACAUCAACCCCGUCCCUGCCUCCAAGCCUGGCUUCGGCAACCCGCACGACGACAACCCGGUCACCAUUAACCGGAUUCCUCGCUCGCAGCUCCAUCCAGCCAUAGGCACCUCGGCCACUGGCAGCUAUAUUCACGCCAGCGCGAUCUUGGGCGACGGAUUCACAGACUACUCGCCUACUGGCAACUCAGUUGGAGGCAAUCCGGUUGUGGGAGCCGGCAGUAAUGCCAUUGGUAGCUCGGUUGUGUCUAGUCCGUCCUUCGUUGGUAAUCCUGUUUCCCAGGUCAUUGACAACAUCUUUGUCAACAACUCUGUUAACGCCAACUUGGCUACAGCCAACAACCAGCUCCAGUCCGCGGGCAAUCCUGUCCUAGGCUCUUCCAUCACGGGCCCGGGCAGCAACCAAGCCGCAGCUCUCACUGACCAACAGUUAUAUUUGCUUCAGGUGAUUGAGGCUUAUAAGCAGCAGCAGCUUCAUGGAAUUCCUGGUGCCGCUCAGGGUUUGGCUCAUGCUGAGGCUAAGCUUGGGGCUCUGAAUGCCGCUCAGGCUAGGGCUGAGGCUCUUACUGCCAUUAAGGCUAAGCUUCGGGCUUCUUAUGCCGCUCAGGCUAGGGCCGAGGCUCUUACUGCCAUUAAGGCUAAGCUUCAGGCUUCUUAUGCCGCUCAGAGUGCUCCAGCCCAGGCUAUUCUUGCUGCCGCUCAGAGUGCUCAAGCCCAGGCUCUUCGUACUGCCACUCAGAGUGCUCAAGCCCAGGCUCUUCGUGCUGCCGUUAAGAGUGCUCAAGCCCAGGCUCACGUUGCCCGUCAAGUUGCUGCCGGCCAGGUUCAUGUUCAUGUUCCUUCCGCUGUCACCGCGUCGACCUCCUCCAGUGUCGCGUCCACAUCUUCGGCGCGUCACCGCGUCAACCAGCAGCCCAUGAACAACAACGUUGUCACAGGCAACGUCGUCACCGGCACCAACCAAGCUGUCACCGUGUCAGCAACCCCCGCUCCGGCUCCGGCUAGGGUCCUCCCGCUCCUCCCCGCCUGCCUCCUUCAUGAGCGCUUCGAUUUUAUGAAGCUCCCUUACGAGAUUCAACUCAUGAUCUUCGGCUACGUCUGGGACAGCCCCCGACCCCCUUCCGCCCCCGCCAACGCCCGCACCUAUCAACAGCAGCUCGAGUUCUACUCCUCUCCGCGCCACCUGCGCCGCCAGCUCCAGGACUUAUUCAAGCUCGGCUCCAUCAGCCAGCACUUCCGCAAAGUCGCCUACAGGGAGUACUUCCGCGUCACGCAGCUGUACCUGCGUUACGAGACGCACUGGCGCUGGUAUCGGGGCCAGCCCUUUGGCAGCGCGGAGCUGAACACGACCAUGACCUCGCUCUGGGACGUAGCCGAGGCCGACUCCGACGGAUCAGGUUCGUUUUCUCCCCUGUCACCCCUUCGGGCCGUGCUAGAGCAGCACCUCGUGCACGUCGCGUGGCACGUCGGUCCCGUCUUCCAGCCGGCGCUGAACACCAAGAUGAAGAAGUGUUUGGAGUGGCUACAGACGCGAUGCAGAAACAUCAAGACCAUCGAGAUCAUCGUCGGGUUCCGCACCGCGCACGUCCGCCCCGGCCAGGUCCGCGAUCUGAUCGCUCGGAAGAACAAGUUCGCUGGUCGCGGAAUGGACAUUGAGCGGUUCAAGGGCUUUCGCCAUCUGCACAGGUACAGUGUCAACCGCGUUGUGGACGAGCUGAAGCGCAAGAUGAAGACGGGCGGAUGUCUGGAGAAGGUGGUGUUUACGUACGAGCCGUUUGUCAACGAGAGUCUUGACUCUCGGGAGCGCGGCACUAUUGAUUUGCAGCGGCUGCUGGAGCGUUCCGAGUGGUGGAUUGAGUGGAAGGAGGAGGUGAGAAGGAAGCUUGGAGAGGCUGAGCCUGUCAAGAUCAAGAAACAGAUCGAAGACAGCAUUCGCCCGUACAAGUUCCAGCAGCAUCUUGGCCACCUCAACCCCAAGUGGCAUAAGUCUUCCGAGAUCUAG